AUGAAUGGAAAACUUGAUAAUAACGAUAAUCUGAACUCGCCAAUAUCUUCAUCGAUCGACUACUAUUCAUCACAAACACAUUCAACCUCACCACAUGAUGACAAUAUAACAAAUAUGUACAACAACAAUACAGGUAGCAUCACCAACAACACCAAUAAUAAUCAUGAUGACGAUGAUAUCACUGACGGUAUUGAUCGAAAUGAUAUUUGCAUAGGUGGAGAUGAUCGAGGCAGUAGAGACAAUAACGGUGACAAUAACUCUGGCGGUAAUGGACUUCUUGUGGUAAAAAAUAAAAAAAUUCGUAAACCACGUACAAUUUACUCGAUAUGGCAAUUGCAAAUGUUGAAUCGUCGUUUUGUUCAUUCACAGUAUUUAAAUUUAACUGAACGAGCUAGUCUAGCUUCACAGCUUGGUUUAACGCAAACACAAGUGAAAAUAUGGUUUCAAAAUAAACGUUCAAAGUUGAAGAAAAUUCUUCGUCAAGGUCAAGAUCCAACAGCUUUCCUCAAUAGUACAACUAAUGGUACAGGAGAUGAAGAUCAAAUGGAAAGUGAUUAUGAUGAAGAUGCUAAUUCCCUGAAUUAUGAUUCAUCAAAAUUAUCUUCACAUGUUGACAAUUCAGAUCAGAUCGAGUACAAUAAUAAUCAUAAUAAUAAUCUUCCGCGUAGUCAACACUCUCUUCAAACAAAUCCUCAUCAACUGCCGUCAAUAAAUCGUCGAAAAGAAGAUUUCAUUAAUGAAUCUGUUGAUAUACAAAAGACCUCUGAACUUAAUAACCCAUCGUAUGAAAAUAGAUUUUUCCCGUCAGUGAAUUUGAAGCAUGAAUCAUAUUCAGACAGUACACUUCAAAUGAAUACAUUAACAGACGCGAAUCAAUCAAAUACAUUUGUGCAACCUGAGGAUAACGUGCCGCCACCGUCUGUCCCAAAUCACAUGUUAACGGACCAAUCUAGUCAUCGUUUAACUUGUAACCUGUCCUCCAACUCAAAUUCCCACUGUGGUGGUGCUACUCAAUCGUCAAAAUCAUCACCUUAUUCAGAUGUUAGACAAAGUCUUUCUGAAGGUAUCACUAAUACGAAUAAUACAUUGAAUCAUGAAGAAGCCUAUUCAUCACACACAUCAUCAUGGUCAUCAUCAAGUCCUGUAAAACCUAAAGGACACAGCGAUGAAACCUGUUCAACUUCACCUCAUCCACCAAUCACGUUAAACCAUUCGAAUUCAGUUGAGACUAAAUGGUCCAGCACUGCUGUGAAUCUACCAAACGAGAUGAAUUCUGAUUGGUUGUCGAAAGAUACAGUUCGAUAUCCAAACACUGAGAUCUCCACGCAUCAGACUGUGGAAGAAAAAUAUAAAAGUUUAACAAAUCAUACAGAGCAAUGGUGUACUAUUGAUCGGCCUAAGAUUGAACCACAAGCUGAGUCAACUUUACUCGAAGUUCCUCCAUAUGAUUAUACUUAUUAAGAGUUAUGUAAUAUUUAGUGAAAAAACUGCUACACUAUAUUACUGAAGGAAAAUAACCCAAAAUGUGUGCAUUUUCCUACAGCGCCUCAAGAGAAUUAAAAUCUAAGUAAAGUAAAGUUCGAAAUUCAAUGUUCAAGGUGAUCAC
Messenger RNA from Trichobilharzia szidati, 1606 nucleotides. Lineage: Eukaryota; Metazoa; Platyhelminthes; Trematoda; Strigeidida; Schistosomatidae. The record is from the annotation of a GenBank genome assembly.